UCUCUCGUUUUCAGUAGCAGUCGCAAGAUGAUUAAGUGGUAUUCCUGGAUUAUCUUCGUUACUCUUGGCGUUUCCGCGCAAGAAAUCUUACGCCGGGAUGUCCCGCCGGAGCUUCAAAAAUGUUACGACGAUAAAUUCCUUCAGGAGAAGGACAAUAGAUUUCCGCAUACCUUGAACACGUUGAUCGCACUAAUCCGUAAAAUUGAAGAUUCCAAUGACAUGGAUUUACGAAGAUUGACCAUCGGGAUUAUGCACAAAUUUCGCCUAGACGGUAUAGUAGGAAAUCCAAACGUCCCGAGUAAACCCGGCGUGUCGCCCUAUGCUCCACUCCUUGAACAGGACGCGAAAUUUAGACGAAUACUUACCUUUAUACCACAGAGAGACUCCGAGCUUAAUGACGAACUUACCGAUAUAGAAAGGUGCUCUCUUCAUUUUAUGCUGUCCGGUUCAAUCGAAAUUUUUGAAAGAGGCGACGAAAAUGUGGUGUGUAAAGUAACGAAUAACGCGUAUAGAAGAAGAACAAGGAGAGCAAUCAGCGAACGUCCCGCUAAAGAGAAUUUAAAUAUCAAUGACGUAGAAACAUUAACACCCGAGCAGAUUGAUGGUAUGAUAAACCACAAGGAAACUGGCACAGAAGAUCCGAAUGCGUUAUAUCCAGCGUUACCGCCGAACCAUCCAAAAGCCGCUCAAAUUCUGUCCCUACCGCCGUACAGCGAUUGUCCUGUGGAGAAUGGCGUUAUAAAAACGAACUGGGGUUCUGUCUCUAUCGGGUCAGUAAUCGCUGGUAUAGCCGCUGGAUUACAACCGGAAACGGUAAAAUUAUCAGAGGUGUUUCCACAUGCCGCGCAAAAGAAGCCGAAUAUGUCGCAAUUGUUGGUGAAUAACAAGUGGAUCGCGACUAUAGCCGGAGAUUUGGCCGAAGUUGUCUUGAUACAAGGCCCCGUGGGACAAAAACUGACAAUAGGUUCAAAUGGAAAUUGGAAUUCAUCGGCUGAGCCCCAUUGGUACUUCCUCAAGUCUAACAAUUCAUUAGAAUUUACAACAGCGGAGAUUAGAGGAAAUUUCGACGGAUUAAUACUAGCCAAUGAGAUCGAGACUUUGUAUUCGAGAGUACCCACUUUAAAACUAUCGCAGAUUUUGGAAAUGUAUUAUGGUGCUCAUGGAUUGUUUGACCAUUCGAUUAGAGCGUGCAACCGAGGGAUAUUAUUUACAACAAUGACGAGCAACGCAUCUCAGACGAUGUUUGCGCAGACAUACAGCGCUUCUAUGGCCUUGAAAGAAGAUUUACAAAUAGCUACGCUAAACGACUACGUAAUCGAGGAGUUUGCGAAGGAAGCUGCGGACGUGCUAUCUGUGAAUGCCCAAUCUUUCUUGAAAGAUGACCUGUCAUGUGAACAGACGACGACGGGUUAUUUCAAAGAUACCGUUGAACUUUCGGCCGACCUGACAAUCAUUCUCGAUACAACAUGGCCUUUCGAGACAAUACGACCAAUCCUUACAAAUUUGCUAGAAAAUAUGAAGAUAAAUCCGUACAACAGUCAGUUUACCAUAAUCAACGCUCGUGACGGUAGUAUUAUGAUGAACACCACCGACGAUAUCUUGGAUUUUGCUAAUUAUAAUAAAACGAAUUAUAAAAACGUUACCAGUGGCUUCGACCUUAGCAAAACACUCGAGAAAUUGGAAAUUAUACAAAAGACAAAAUUAGAUAUUGAACGUAGCACCCUUGGAAAUGGAAAAUCCGACAUAAUUUUAAUUAUUCCAUAUACAUCGACUGUUCCUGAUCCCGAUAUGCCGUAUCUUAAAGAACAGCUUCAGAGGAUGCAGGAACAAGUGCCAGAUGCCACAGUAUUUAUACUGACUUAUAGAUCAAAAGACAGAUGGUUAGAUUACGUAAACGCAGAAAAUUUGUUUUCUAUCACCGGAGACGAAAAGAACGGAGCUUUGCCAACAAUCCUUGAUUUAGUUUCAAAAAUAAGAAAAGUCCCUCAACGUCUAAUCAAUACGGCAUGUGGAGCUAAUUAUACCCCCGCCGCGUCUACUAAUCCAUUCGACGGUUAUAUCGCGCCAAAUAUGGCUAUUUCUUACAGGAUGCAUCCCAAUUAUUUCUUCUCCAGGGAUUCGUCGCAUCGUUCGACAAUUAAAAUUGAGCAAUCUAUCAGUGGCACACCAUCGGGUGCACUGAAAGUAUGCACAUCACGACUACCUAUAAAUACUGAUUCUUCAAAAGGUGAGAAUGUAGAGUGCAUGAUACUGUCUGAAAAUGCAUAUACCGUUUCAUUUUCGUGUGAUGGAGCCGAGUACAUACACUCUUGCAAACCGUUUUACAUGAUAGUAUUUGCCAAUUCUUCAGUCGGAUCCUCCUAUCAGUGCACAGGUCAAUUUUGCAAAUUCCAAAACAUGAUGAAAUACACCGUCAACUAUGAGAAUUUGGUAUGCACAAGUAGCGCAAGUAUAAAUUUGCUGAACACCAUCAUUCUAAUCACAAGUAUAAUUUAUGUGUUUUCAUAAUGUGCAAU
Molecule: messenger RNA, 2516 nt
Organism: Dinoponera quadriceps
Lineage: Eukaryota; Metazoa; Arthropoda; Insecta; Hymenoptera; Formicidae
Exons: 15
Coding region: 28-2508 (826 amino acids)
Source: RefSeq, a predicted model, not a curated record